Molecule: messenger RNA, 847 nt
Organism: Stylophora pistillata
Lineage: Eukaryota; Metazoa; Cnidaria; Anthozoa; Scleractinia; Pocilloporidae
Product: myosin regulatory light chain 12A
Molecular function (GO): calcium ion binding
Source: RefSeq, a predicted model, not a curated record
UUUAAAAAUCUGUAAACACUUCCCAACGAGAGACUAAUUGCAGCGGAGUGGCUAAACAACUUUUUGUGUAGUGUCUAAAAGCUUUCGUGGAAAAGCGCAACCAUAUCGAGCUAAAAUGUCCAUUAAAAAGAAAUCUAAAAAGGCCGGCUCAAAGAAGAAGGCUCAGAGAGCAACAUCCAACGUGUUUGCCAUGUUCGAUCAGCAGCAGAUUCAGGAGUUUAAAGAAGCGUUCAGCAUGAUCGACCAGGAUCGCGAUGGAUUCAUCAAAGACACCGAUCUGAAGGAUAUGUUUAACUCGCUGGGAAAGGAAGAGUCUAACGACUACAUCGUCGAAAUGUUAGACGAAGCGUCUGGGCCGUUGAAUUUCACCAUGUUCCUGACGCUCAUGGGCGAGAAACUGAAUGGUACAGACCCUGAGGAUAUGAUCCGAAAUGCAUUCGCCUCGUUUGAUUUUGAAGGCAAGGGCGUACUGAACGAGGAAAAGCUCCGACCCUUGUUAAUGGGAAUGGGAGACAGGUUCACUGACGAUGAAUGCGAUGAGAUGUUCCGCCUAGCGAACGCUGACGACGAUGGAAACUUCAACUAUCUGGACCUUGUUAAAACAAUUAAACAUGGCGCAAAGGAUGACUAAACACGGAUAACGAACGAUGAAAUAUAGUGCAUCAACAACAGUUCUCUGCACUCGGAAAUAUGUUCUAAACUAUUAUUGUUUUGUCGUACAAGUUAAACUGUUAUUUCUUAGCCUGUUAUUGUAGCCGAAAAUCGACUCGGAAAGGAAAAGUUUAGUUAGAGUGUUAAACUUGUGUUUAAGAUAGGAAAGAAUAAAAAUGUCUUGGUAGCUAAUACA